Molecule: messenger RNA, 1277 nt
Organism: Prunus dulcis (almond)
Lineage: Eukaryota; Viridiplantae; Streptophyta; Magnoliopsida; Rosales; Rosaceae
Product: GDSL esterase/lipase At1g71691
Exons: 5
Coding region: 31-1227 (398 amino acids)
Molecular function (GO): hydrolase activity, acting on ester bonds
Source: RefSeq, a predicted model, not a curated record
AACCCUCGUCUCUGACCAGACUCUAAAACAAUGGCGAUCAAUCUUCUUCUUAUUACUUUGCUCUGCAUUCUCAUCUCAACCGUUGUUUCACAGCCUGGCUCUCCUCCAUUUCCUCAAGAACUCAUCAAUGCCAUCAUCGUCCCCACUCCUUCACCUUCUUCUUCUUCAAUCCCUCCAACCCCAACACCCUCAAUCCCACAGACUCCUCUUGUCCCUGCUCUCUUUGUCAUCGGCGACUCCUCUGUCGACUGUGGCAACAACAAUUUCCUCGGAACUUUCGCUCGUGCUGACCACCUUCCCUACGGUCGAGACUUCGAUACCCACCAACCCACUGGGAGGUUCUGUAAUGGCAGAAUCCCUGUUGAUUAUCUUGCACUUCGUCUCGGGCUGCCUUUUGUACCGAGUUAUCUUGGGCAGAAUGGAAGAGUGGAAGGUAUGAUUCAGGGAUUGAAUUAUGCAUCAGCUGGUGCUGGAAUCAUAUUCACCAGUGGUUCGGAAUUGGGUCAACAUGUUUCCUUCACCCAGCAAGUUCAGCAGUUUACAGAUACCUACCAGCAGUUUAUAUUAAGUUUGGGCGAGCAAGCUGCUAUUGAUCUUAUCUCGAAUUCAGUGCUUUACAUUUCAAUUGGAAUCAAUGACUAUAUACAUUACUAUUUGCGUAAUGUAUCUAACGUGCAAAAUCUGUAUCUACCGUGGAGUUUCAAUCAGUUUUUAGCAUCUACAUUGAGGCAGGAAAUUAAGAACUUGUACAGCAUAAAUGUCAUGAAGGUGGUUGUGAUAGGGCUGGCACCUAUAGGCUGCGCUCCUCACUACUUAUCUCAGUACAGAAUGAAGGAUGGACAGUGUGUUGAGGAGAUAAACGACACGGUGAUGGAGUUCAACUUUGUGAUGAGGUAUAUGAUUGAGGAGCUACGCGAAGAGCUUCCUGAUUCCAACAUCAUCUUCUGUGAUGUGUUUGAAGGUUCGAUGGAUAUAAUAAAAAACUCUGAACAUCAUGGUUUGAAUGCCACAGCUGAUGCUUGCUGUGGGUUGGGGGAGUACAAGGGUUUUGUCAUGUGCUUAUCACCAGAAAUGGCUUGCAGUAAUGCUUCUAACCAUAUCUGGUGGGAUCAAUUCCAUCCAACUGAUGCAGUCAAUGCCAUCCUGGCUGAUAAUGUGUGGAAUGGCCUGCACACAAAAAUGUGCUAUCCCAUGAACUUGGAGGAAAUGGUAGCGUUUGACUCCUAAAGAUUGGAUGGAGAAUCUGAGGAAAUAGUUGUAUGCUAUAUAAACAGAGA